Messenger RNA from Closterium sp. NIES-67, 1353 nucleotides. NCBI's taxonomy places the organism in Eukaryota, Viridiplantae, Streptophyta, Zygnematophyceae, Desmidiales, Closteriaceae. The record is from the annotation of a GenBank genome assembly.
ACCACUUCCAACGAUCGCAUUGCCCCCCUCCCUAAUGUGGCUGAUCAGUCGUUCCCCAUUCUUUCACGCACCUUUAGCUAGAUUGCCUUUUCCACGUGAUAGCAGCAGCCCAACUUUCCGUUUCAGUGUUGCUUACUGGAAAACCUAGACUGGUAGCUCCUGGUUCACCCAAACCAUCUUAGACCCGCUUGAGCGGGAAAAAGAACUCUUAGUAGGCUGGUAGCUGCGCACUAGACAUGUCGCUUUCCAGGAGUGCAACGGUCUCUGCGGGGCUGGCCGCAAUCCUGUUCUGCCUCGGCGCGUCGUGUUUCCAUGGCGCGACUGCCGCAAAGCUUCUUCCCGAGAACGUGGUGCAAGGCGGGUACGGCCCGCUCCUCGUGAAGGCCCUCGGGAUGAACGCGACGCUCGAGUACAACCUGACGCAAGGCGGGAAACCGGUGGUACCAGAUGGAGUCAAUGCAACGGUAAAAUCAGCCAGCGCAGGCACCGCGAGCAAAGCAUCCGCCGAGCCGCCGGUCUUCUCGUGCAAAAUCAACGUCACGGGCAAAGUGAAGGGCAAGCACUCGUCGCUGUUCAACCCGUGGGAUCCGUGGACGCGAGUGGGACUGUAUAAGGGGAAGAAGGGGCUGUACGGACAGAUGAUCAACCGGGAUAUCAAGGGGGUUUGGUCGUCGACGGGAUUCCGCGGGCGGAUCAAGGUUUUCACGGCGAAGCUCCAGUUGAGUAAAGCGAAUGCCUCGGCUAUAGCGAAGGCUCCCGCCGACUACUACGUUCAGAUCACGUGGCCGCCCAAGAAGAUGUCGGACUGGUAUUUCACCAUCAGGGGUCAACUGGCGUAGGAGAAUAAUGCGAAAGGCUUUUCGCAUGGGAUGUAGGAUUCGCUAGUGGAGCACCAGUCGCAUAGAGUCGCGGAGCCAACUUUCAGUGUUAUCGCCUCGCCUCGCGUCGCCUCGCCUCGCCGCGCCUCAACUCGCCUCCCAUGAGCAACUCGCCAACUUCCGCCUGUUAUGCCCUUGGAAGUGCCGACGCCCACAGAAGUCUGCAUGGCCUGAUGAUCUCAAUUAUGUAAGUCAGGCGAGAUUGGCAUUUGCUGCUGGACGCGAGACUAGGGGAGCCAAUUUGAGGCAUUUGUUAUGGGAACACCAAGAGGAGGGUGAGUCUGGACAUCUGUAUAGCAGGCGUGUAAUUUUCUCUUAUGGUAGUGACAUGACCAAGCUCUGGCGGUUUUCUAUGACAUGGGUGGUUUCUUUAUCUUUCGUUCUGCUGUGCAUGCUUGUUGCAGCUAAUUUUGUAGCGGUUGUUUAUGUAAGCUCAUGUAAGCUGUAUUGUUGGAGCGUUAAAACCCGCAUCCCA